UCCAGUCAGCAGCCGGGGCGGCGCGGGACAAAGCAGGAAAUUCGUGUCUAUUAAGCGCCCAGAGUGAGAAGGACUUUGAAACAUGAAACUUAACUAUAAAGAUUAGAAAUGCGAUGAUUGUGCCUGGGGUGUCGGUGACGGUGUCGGUGACGGUGUCGGUGUUUGCAAUGAACUGAUUUCUCCUCCAAAUGAACUGACCGCAAAUAAAAAAUGAAAAGAUUCUUCCGGAAGAAAUUACCGGAGAGGUUCCUCCAUCAGCUGUCUGGGUUUGAUGACCCAUCACUGAGGAGGAUAUACGAGUAUUACAGAGAAGAUCUGAUCUACAUCCUGGAGAACAUGGACACCGGGGCUCUCCUGAAAGAGCUGAAAUCUCGGAAUGUCUUAAGCACAGAGAGCCUCCUGGCAAAGGAAAAACAUAUGAGCAAGGAUGCCUUCUCUCACAUCUUGUUACACGAAAUUCAGGAUCGAGGAAGGAAAGCUGUGAUUGGACUCUUGGAAUGUCUCUGUGCGCUACAGAAAUAUCAUCCUCAUCCUAAUUUAUUGGCCGUUCUGGAAGAAAUUAGUCAAACAGGUGAGGGUUUGGUAGAUCAGAUUCUGCUGGAUGAACUCGGACACUCACUGACUCCGGAGAUGAGAGAUCUUCAGGAAAAGCACAAACAAUAUCUGAUGGAGAAGACUGAGACUCUAGAGGAGCAUAGACCCCCAGGAACUACCCUGGAACCACAAACAUUCCUCAUCAGUGAGCGUUAUGUGAACCUGAUUGUAGUCUCCACUAAUCAGUUCAGGGAACGUCCCCAGAAUGAGAUAAUACAGACUGGGGUAAAACAUGAGGAAUGCUUGAAGGAAACACAGUCUAGAUUGGAACACAUUUCCCCCAACAGACUGUUCUGUUGGAACCCCCAGUCACAUUGUGUACCACAUGCAGUAAUGGUGAGCGGAGUGCCAGGAAUAGGGAAGACCACACUGAUGCAGAAGUUUGUCUAUGAUUGGGUGACCGGAAAACACUACCAGAGAUUUGCCUUUCUCUUCUUCUUCAGAUUCCGGGACCUUAAUAGACAGGGAGAGGUCAGCUUGGAGGAGAUGAUUCUUCAUCAAUAUCCAUAUCUGGAGGGUCAGAUUGGAAAUAUUUUACAAGAUCCAGAGAGACUUCUGUUUAUAUUUGAUAGUUUAGAUGAAAGUGUUCACCAAUCGGAUUUCAGAUCAAGUAAACUGUCCAAUCCAAAACAGAGAUCACAUUUUGGUGAGAUUGUGGUCAGCUUGGCGAGGCAGAGUCUUCUUAAGGGUUGCUCUGUACUGAUAACCAGCCGUCCAACCAGACUGGCAUCAGUUGAUACGACUGUUUUCCAGAGAAUAGCUGAGAUCAUGGGAUUUCUCCAUGGAGACAGACUGAUCUUCUUUAAUAAUUUCUUUGGAAAUGAGGAAUUGUCAGAGAAGGCUUUUCAUCAUGUGCAGGAGAAUGACACGCUGUACACUUUCUGUUAUAUCCCAUCAUACUGCUGGAUCAUCUGUACAGUGUUAUCAAUGUGCUUCAGAGCCCAGGCAAUCACUGAUCAGCUGAUGACAUCAUUACCCAAAACAGUGACACAACUCUUUGUGACUUUUGUCUCCAACAUUCUGGCCAAUCACAGCCAGAAUAAAGAUGGUGGUCCCACUGACCGGGAACUGCUGACCUCUAUUGGGUGGAUGGCAGAACAUGGAGUCAUGAAUCACAUGAUUGUAUUUGAUGAGCGUCAUCUGGAGUCAUUCAGUGUGAGAAAUGAUAAACAUCUCUUUUCAUCUUUCAUGAUGGAAUCUGGUCAGCCUCCUGAUGUGGAUUACACCUUCUUACAUCUCACUCUUCAGGAGUUUUUUGCUGCUUUAGUCCAUUAUAUUAAUUAUAAUUCUGACAGAUUACAGGAAACACUCGAUGAGGCUGAAUCUUACAAAGACGGCCGUGCUGAAAUAUUCCUCCGUUUCCUCUGUGGUCUCUCAGACUCUUCUACUAAAUCCAUGUUAAAGUCUCAUGUGGGAGAAUUGUCUACUCAGGCUGCCAGAGAUGUCAUCACCUGGAUCCAGAAGAAAAUUGGAGAAAAACUUAAAGCUGAACAACCCACAGAAGACAAGACAUAUCUUCUUAAUGUAUUCUACUAUCUCUAUGAGAGUCGAAAUAAGGCUCUGGUGUCACAAUGUAUUGGAUCAAACAUCGACAUUUCUGGUGUCCCCCUCACCCCUCUGGACUGCUCUGUGUUGUCUUUUAUCCUUCAAUCCUGCAGGGGAACUGAAGAAGUAAAUCUAGAGUCAUGUAAUAUUCAGGAUGAAGGAUUGAGGAAGUUUAUACCGGCUCUACACAACAUCAAGAGUUUGAGUUUGUCCUCUAAUCACCUGACAGACAGUUCCUGUCCCCACCUGGCAUCUGGAAUAAGAAAGAACCAGACACUGAGGACACUGGACCUGGCAGGGAACAAUCUAGAGGGUCCUCAUUUCAGGGAUCUGAUGGAAGCUCUGACAACAAGCCGGAUAGAGGAGUUACAUUUAUAUAAUAAUCAGAUGACAGACCGUUCCUGCCCCCACCUGGCAUCUGGAAUAAGAAAUAACUGGACAAUAAGAUCACUGAACCUGACUAUGAACAAUCUGGAGGGUCCUCAUUUCAGGGAUCUGAUGGAAACUCUGACAACAAGCCGGAUAGAGGACCUACAAUUGGAUAGAAAUCUACUGACAGACAGUUCUUGCCCCCACCUGGCAUCUGGAAUAAGAAAUAACCAGACACUGAGGACACUGGACCUGUCCUGGAACAAUCUGGAGGGUCCUAAUUUCAGAGAUCUGAUGGAAGCUCUGACAACAAGCCGGAUAGAGGAAUUACAUUUGGAUGGUAAUCACCUGACAGACAGUUCCUGCCCCCACCUGGCAUCUGGAAUAAGAAAUAACCAGACACUGAGGACACUGGACCUAUCUGGGAACAAGCUGGGGGGUCCUCAUUUCAGGGAUCUGAUGGAAGCUCUGACAACAAGCCGGAUAGAGGAAUUGCUGAUCGUGAACAUGUCCUUGUCAGAUGAAGUUAAAAGUGAAUUGAAAAAUCUGCAAUCCCUCCGACCAGGACUAAAGGUGUCUACAGGAUAAUCCCAGAGAAAGAAGCUCUGCUACAGCUGGAGAUGAAGCUGGGAUAUUGGUGUGGAUGGGGAAGAGAAUGAGUGUUACAAAUGAGAAACCUGACCCAAGAAGAAAAUGAAACCUCAUCGAUUAACUAAUGCACUGAAGAUCAGAUCCUGAAUUUCGAACACCACUGAUGUCAAUAGGAGCUGAACCUCAGAAAUUGGUAAUGGCCAUUUUCUGGCCUAAUAGAAAUGGCAGAAAAAAGAUAAAGGGGGGCUGUAAUGAUGGUGAGGGGGACUGCAAUGAGGGUACAGUAAGGCAGCAGUGAUGAUGAGGUUGCAAUGAGGGCACGGUAAGGCUACAAUGAUGGUGAGGGAGGCUGCAAUGAGGGCACAGUAAGGCGGCAGUGAGGA
Messenger RNA from Rana temporaria (common frog), 3482 nucleotides. Its product is annotated as NACHT, LRR and PYD domains-containing protein 12-like. The record is from RefSeq and is a predicted model, not a curated record. Gene Ontology annotation, cellular component: cytoplasm. Bases 211 to 3096 code for a protein of 961 amino acids. Gene Ontology annotation, molecular function: protein binding. Lineage: Eukaryota; Metazoa; Chordata; Amphibia; Anura; Ranidae. The transcript is spliced from 11 exons.